Molecule: messenger RNA, 2244 nt
Organism: Stylonychia lemnae
Lineage: Eukaryota; Ciliophora; Spirotrichea; Sporadotrichida; Oxytrichidae
Source: the annotation of a GenBank genome assembly
AUGCCAGAAGAGCCUAAAAGAAAGAAAAAUUCUUGUCGGAGAUACGUGAAGAGUGCAGACAUUUUUGCUAAGCCUAUACAACUCACAUUCAAAGGAAAAGAGAAAUUUCAAAGUUUUGCAGGUGGAUUUUUAUCUGUUCUUGUGUUUCUAUUUAUCUUAAGUAUUUUCGCAUACAAACUUCGUGAUAUGAUUUUAAGAAAUCAAGCUUAGAUUAAAAAGAAUACAUUAGUUAAGAUAAGUAACUCAUAUUCACCUCCUGAGGAUUUAUCUUCAGGAAACUUAUCCUUUGCAUUCAAACUAUCUGAUUUCUAUGGUAAUGCGAUCGUUGAUGAACCACGGCACGGAGAAUUAAUAUUAAAAUAGUUCGAUAUAAAAAUUCAUAUAAAUGAAACAGAUGGAACAAGCUACAGAACCUUUGACAACUAUAUUGUACCAACAUCUAAGUGUGUAGUAGGAAAGAACUUCUUCUACCCAGAUCUGAAUGAGAUUAAUUAGCAUAAUAUUGGAUUAUACAAAUGCCCAGAUUGGAAUAAUUUAACUAUUCAAGGCAACUGGUAUGCGCCUGAAUAUAAAGGAAUCACAUUAGUUUAUUAAAGAUGCCAGAAUAAAUAGAUUUGCUCAAGUGAUGAUGAAUUUAAGCAAUGGUUUGCACCUAUAUUGAUUCAAGAAAUAUUUACAUCUUCCUACUUCAACAUUGGAGAUUUCAACUCACCUAUCAAAUACUUCUUGGAUGAUAUUUGGUAUAAUUUAUAAUAUGGCAGGAGUGUUGUGCUUUAAACUUUUGUAAAAAAGAAUUUGAUCGAGCUAUCAGAUAACCUGUUUGGAUUAUUUUAUACUUAGGUGAACGAUUACUUCUAUGAAAUGUCUAAAACAGUGUAUUUCACAGCAGAUGACUAGAAAGGUCCAGGACCUGGGGUGAUGUUUAGCCAAGAUAUUAUACUUGAUAAAUAAUUUGAUAUUUAUAGCAGAUAGGUAUAUACUUUAACAGGAGUACUGCAAGAUAUUGGGGGAUUUUAUAACUCUUGCAUUUUCAUUUGUGUUGUGCUUUAUACAAGAUUCUAAUACACGCUAUUCUUUUCAGAACUCAUUUCUAAGGUAUAUUAAGUUGAUCUUAGAGGAAGAUAAAGAAAGAAGAAAUAUGACCUAGAUGGAGUAGAUGAAGAAAAUUCGACAACAAACAUAAAAAUGAAAUCCUUUAAUUUCUAGAGAACUUACUCUAAUUCUCAAAUAUCUUAAUAUGUAAAGCAUUCCUCAUCUAACAUCACUGAAGAACUCUUAAAAUAUCUAGGAUCAUAUGUGAGUGCGAGGUAUAGAAUGAGACUAUCUUGCAAAGAGAUAAUGAAAGCGCAUAUAUGUAGAUUACUCUGUUUCUUGUGCUGGAAUAAAAGACGCGGCAAAGAAGCUCAUAGAUUAAAGCUUUAAAAGAAAGGUGAAGAGAAAUUAAGGAAAGAGUUAGAUUGCGUAAAUAUAAUGACGAAGAUGAGGUAGCUUAAAAUCUUCUUGUCAUAUUUCUUUAAUAAAAGGUAGAAAUUUAUGAUGAUGUUUGCCAAAUAAAAUUUAUUAUAACUCUCUGAAUCAUCUAACUCAGAAGAUGACUAUCAGAGAAUUAAAAAAAUAAUAUAAAAUGCUGAUGUAUUAAAUAAUGAUGAGAAUGAUUACAAAGCAUAAAGCUUAAAUUUGCCCUAUAAAAGAUAAAUGAAUGAGGCACUUAAGCACUAUUUUAAUCCUAAACUAACUUCUGAGAUUGAUAAGAGGCUAUUGUUUGGAUUGUUAAAGAAAGAUCCAUCAAAAUUAGCUAAUUAGCAAGAGUCUGGCGGCUCAUCUGAUAAUAUCAUUGACAUGAAGAAAAAUCUCAAUAAAGACCCCACAAUGAUAUAGUCUGAUUAUGACUCUCUAGACCACAGUAUGAUAUCUCCAUAUUAAAUUUCUCAUAAUAAUGCUGCCGAUAAGACAGUCAAUGAUUUUCAUACAUAAGGUACCUUAGUUUAGGCGACAAAUAAAUUUCCUCCUUAAGACAAGACAAUUAGAGAUGGAAUUGGCACACUGAAAGUACUAAUGUAGAAAAAAGCAAAGAUAUCUAAAAAUGGUUCUAAAUCAAAAUCAAGAAUGGUGGCAAUUGAAGGCAAGCAUGAGAAAUUCACUCAUACUCAUACAAUGAAAAACAAAAAGCUUAUGAAAACAGCUAAUCAUGAACUAAGUUCUGAUGAUGAUGAUAAAUCUCUUGGACAGGUUUUCAAGAAUUGA